Truncatella angustata is the source of this 2034-nucleotide messenger RNA. RefSeq lists its product as uncharacterized. Bases 1 to 2034 code for a protein of 677 amino acids. The transcript has 6 exons. Lineage: Eukaryota; Fungi; Ascomycota; Sordariomycetes; Amphisphaeriales; Sporocadaceae. Gene Ontology annotation, biological process: regulation of transcription by RNA polymerase II. The record is from RefSeq and is a predicted model, not a curated record. Gene Ontology annotation, molecular function: zinc ion binding; DNA-binding transcription factor activity, RNA polymerase II-specific.
AUGGCUGGCCCAGGUGGUGGUCCUCCCCGACGCAGUCACACCAAGUCCCGCAAGGGAUGUGACAACUGCAAGCGUCGUCAUAUUCGCUGCGAUGAGAACUUCCCUCAAUGUCGCAAUUGCACUAAGCACAAGGUUCGAUGUCCGUAUCAAGACGUCCCUGUAGCCGACGACAGAUCUACUACGCCUGACAAGCCUGAUUUGUUGUGGAAUCCGGAGAUCGAAGCCGCCAUUGGAUCUUGGAGGGCAACAGGGCUCUUCCCAUUCCCCAGCCUCAACAUCUACCCGACGCCCGAUCCUCAGUACUUCACGAAUGAAGAGCUGAGGUUGAUUUACCAUCUCGCUGCGAUCUGCCACGAAUUAGGCGCUUUCGAUGCUGGCGGUUUCACAUUGUGGACACGCCAGAUUCCUACCAUCAUGAAGAUUGGCGCAACACAUCGCUAUGUAAUGGAGGCUUUGCUUGCCUUCUCUGCUAUGCACAUCGCCUUCUUAACAGAUUGUCCUAUGGUCGGUAACAUGGCGUACGUUCACCGCGGUAGUGCCCUCAAGGGACUGCAAGAAGCCAUCACCUCGUUCUCUCGAGAGACGUCCGAUGCCGUUUUGGCCGCCUCGCUCGUGCUUUCAUGGCAGGCCACAGACUGGCGAAGCUGGACCCAGCUUAUGCAAGGCACCUCGUCGGUCAUAGACGCUAUGGAGCCAUGGAAACACGAGUCUCAGUUUGGUGACUUCAUUGCCGAAAGCAGCACGUUUCCUACUGCGCCGCCAUCCCCGACUCCGGAUCACAAGCCCAACCAGCCGCGCAAGGAGGACUUCGAUGCUUUCCAAAGAACCAUCAACCAGCUCCAGAAGGUUGAAGCUCAUCUCAAACAGAACAAGGAAGACACAAAACUCAUUCAGCAACUGGCUUCAUUCCUCAAGGGUGCUCGCAAAGUCAGCCCGAUCCAGUCGGUAUCCCAGCAAUUCGAUCGACUCCAACCACUGAGGACCUGGCUCUUCUGGUUGCCUGUUAUGUGCCUGAAGCAGAACGGCGGAUCCCCGAGCGCGUUGGUUGUUAUUGCCCACUAUUACACCGCAGCGAUUUUGAUGGAGCGCCUGUUCCCUGAAAUCGGUGCGGCCUACUUUGGCAGUCUUUCCGUCGGACCAGUAGAGGAGAUCGCCCGACGACUCUAUUCGAUGAAGGUCUCUGGCAGCUUCGAGGGUAACAUGCAAACGCCUCUUGAGCUCAUGGACUUCCCUAUCCACGCUGUUGCAGAGUUUCGCAGUCGUAUGGGCUGGGUCGAACCUGCCAGGACACCAUCCUUCCCCCAGUUCACUGCGCCGAGCUACUACAUUCCCGACAACUCGUCCCAGGGCACGCCGACAUCGACUGCGUCUUACUUGGCUUAUGGUGAGAACCCAGCUUUCAGCUGGAGUACUGAGGACCUCUCUACAUUGAGCCACGAGCAGCACGAGGCUCCCAGUGCUGUUUGCCCCAGCCCAUUAACGAUAUCGUCCCCGUAUGUGGGCGGACAGUACCUUAACAUUCCGUCACCCUCGUAUGGUGGCUACAGCCCGGCUUCUUCUACCUUCGGUGAAGGUUCAAUCGUCUACAGCGACACUGAGGACUUUGGGUCAUAUGAUGGAGGCUUCACUGGAUAUCCGCCUCUUGCUCCUGCUGGAUCCAGCAACUAUGGCGUCGGAUCAUGGAUCACCACAUCGGCGGCACGCACUACUGGCUCAGAACACACCAGGUUAACCAAGGCGCUCAGGACUAUCCCUUAUGAACAAUCUAUCCAUCAGGAUCCGCUCGCAACGCCAGUAGUCCUAUCACCACAGCCGCAGCCCAUCAACUACACGCCAUCACCAUUGCCAUCGCCAUUCCUACAUCCACAAAUGAUGCAGGGUGCUCCUCGGUCCACCACACCUUUGUCGCUCUCGGCACCCUCACCUCAGUUCAUGUCCGCGCCUACAUUCGAGCCUCACCACCACCAUCAUCGCCAUACGUCAUCAAUCCCCUCUCUACCACUCUACGCCCAGGGCAAAGAGAAGAGAAUGUGA